This is a messenger RNA of Syngnathoides biaculeatus (alligator pipefish), 2002 nucleotides long. Its product is annotated as proline-rich protein 15-like protein A. The transcript has 2 exons. Bases 1678 to 1989 code for a protein of 103 amino acids. NCBI's taxonomy places the organism in Eukaryota, Metazoa, Chordata, Actinopteri, Syngnathiformes, Syngnathidae. The record is from RefSeq and is a predicted model, not a curated record.
CUGUUGUUAUUGUAUCGGUUAUCAAAACCAAUUAAGUUUCUCACGAGUCUUUGUAGGCUAUAUAAUAUGUCUUAAAAGAAAGCAACGACACAUUUAACUUUUAUUUAAUGGGCUAACAGGCAUUUUUAUUGUCUAACUACAUCUUCACCUUACAUCCAACAUAAUCAUAAAAGUUUAGGAUAUUUUGUAAAGGCUCUUUCUACCUGGUGUAUCCUUAGGUGUUGUGAUGACGCCCACGUGGCUUUAUUUUAUUUCAUUUUUGUUAAUACACUGCAAGCGAAAUGUAGGUAUACGUUUUUUUUAAUUAGGUCAUUUCAAGAAGGAAGGAAAAAGUUAGGGAAAUGAAAUCUUAAUCCUGUUUUGAAACCCUACUUGAAAUGUAUGAUAUACAGUAUGCCUUCUUUAAUAUACACAAGUGAGGUACUGUCAUUAUCUUCAAUUUCAUGGGAUGGAUCCUAGUCAUACUGGAAUUAAAAAUAUAUGUAAAUUGAGUGCAAUAAAUCCAAACAGCCAACAAAUGUAUCAAUACGUCAUGAAUGAAGAUAAUUAACGUUCAUUCUUAAUAAUAUGCAGAUGCACUGACAUGUUUGUUUAGUUACUAUUUACAUUCUGAGUUUCCUAUCAAUAGCCGUACUGUACUUUCUGGGGUGUUUUGCUGGAAUACUUUUUUUUUGGGGGGGGGUGCAAAAUGUAAGGCCAUCAUGGAAAUGGGAGUUGGCGCAGUGUUGGGUUGAGGAAUCAGGAAAAGUGCAAUAGAGUAGUGCCCCUUCGUUUCAAAAGAAAUCGAUAAAUCUUUGCAGUCAACUUCCAUCCAUCCAUUUUCUUUGCAUCUUAUCCUCACAGGGAUCGCGGGGAGCGCUGGAGCAUAUCCCAGCUGUCAACGGGCAGGAGGCGGGGUACACACCUGAACUGGUUGCCAGCCAAUCCCAGGGCACAUUGAGACAAACAGCCGCAGUCACGAUCACACCUAGGGGCAAUUUCGAGUGUCCGAUUAAUGUUGCGUGUUUUUGGAAUGUGGGAGGAAACCGAAGGUCCCGGAGAAAACCUACGCAGGCACGUGGAGAACACUCACACUCCACAGUGGCGCAAUUCACACUUCACCUCACAGCCGUUUGAAUAUCAGGCAAAGUUGCAAAGCGAGCGUGCGACGACUUUACACAAGUUAUGCAAAACACGGCUGGCUGACAAUCGGGAUUCACAUGCAUUUGUGUUUGUGUGUCUGCAAUCCCAAUUGUGAAAAAGGAGCAGGACAAGUCAAACACAAAGAUGACUUUAUUCCGAGUCCAAAUUUCACAGUAGGGCCCCGGGUGGCAUUUGAGGUAGAUAAAGGGAAAUUUAUGUACCAGUUUUGGAAAGCCGCUUGGCUCUCAGGAAUCUCAAACGACGUGGACACAAGGAAGGUCCCGCUGAGUCACUGUCGCACACGACUGCACCCAGCUGGGCGGGAUCAAGGUGUGUGUGUGUUGGUGUGUAUGUCAGGUGGCUGCCAGGACGAAAAGGUGAGACUGUGGCAGAAGACGGGCAAGCGAGAUGCCGCUCACCUGACGAGAAGACCACAAAAAAUGGGGGGCGGGUGGGGUGCCUAAAGCAUGGCGACGCUGACUCCCGUCUGACCACUUUCUUCUGCUUCAACUUCUUCCUCAGCCAGCAAGGUUCCACGUCCUCCCGUCCUCCGUCAUGUCUGACCCAAGCUGGUGGAAGCUGACGUUCUCCCGCAAGACCAAGUCCGAGCCCAAGGUCCUGUACGGGAUCCCUCCGGAGUACGGCAGCAAUACCAAAGAAGCCACGGGGGGAGGCGGGCCCGGUCCGGAGGCGGCCGAGUUCAGCGCCAGGUUGGAGAAGAUCGUGGACAAGUCGGGCACGAAGGGGCGCCACGUCAAGGUGUCGCAGUCCGGUCGCUUCAAGGAGAAGAAGAAGGUCCGACCCACGCUGUCGGAGAACCCCGACCUGUUUGGCGAGCAGAACCUCGCCGAGCAGAACCACCAGUAGCAGAUGUGACAAU